CGCAGCUGUGAUCACGUCACGGUCUUGGCGGGCUUUCGCCCCCUCAACCAAUAGUCAGACGCAGCUGUGAUCACGUGACGGUCUCGGCGGGCUUUUUGAGCGGGCUCCGCUCUCCUCACUCACAUCGCAGCAGCCGCCGCCAUUUUGUGAGAUGCAGAGACAGUCACGGUUGAAGCGGGAGCUGCAGCUCCUCAGCACGGAGCCGCCAUCCGGGGUCAGCUGCUGGCAAGUGGACGAUAAGGUGGACGAGCUGCGGGCUCAGGUGGUGGGCGGCCCGGGCUCUCCCUAUGAGGGAGGGGUGUUCACCCUGGAGGUCACCGUGCCGGACAGGUACCCAUUCGAGCCCCCUCGGGUGCAGUUUGUGACCCCCAUUUACCACCCGAACAUAGACACAGCCGGCAGGAUCUGCCUGGACAUCCUGAAGCCGCCGCCUAAAGGCGCCUGGAGGCCGGCCCUGAACCUGUCCUCCGUCCUGACCUCCAUCCAGCUCCUCAUGGCCGAGCCCAACCCUGAGGAUCCCCUAAUGGCGGACAUCGCCCGGGAGUACAAGUAUGACAGGGCCGCGUACAGCGCCACCGCCCGGAGUUGGACGGAGAAGCACGCCAAACCCCUGAACGUCCACAAUGUGGGGCACAAAAGGCGCAGCGGAGACCCCGCAGAGCCCGCCAAAAAAACCCGACCCGACCUCCCGUGACGUCAUUGUCACAGUAACUGAUAUCACUGGACAGCUGCACUCACUCUCACUCACCGCCAGGUGGUAGUAAUGGUUCAAAGGCAUCAAGUAUACUGCACGGGAGGGUCACUUCACAGCACGUUCACACUUUGCGGCAGUGAGAUGGUGCCUUGUUAAAGGAGUUGUUCUUGUUUAAUUGCCCUAUACUUGUUAUAAUUUUCCUUGAUGUCCACAGUAUGACUCAUUUUUGCAGUACCCUAAUGUGUGUUUUUAUUUUAAGGUGAGGGUAACAUGACUUGAGACAAUACUAACACUCCCUGUAGAGCAGUGGUCUCCAAACUGCUUACCUCCAGCUGUUGAAAAACUACAACUCUGGUGGUCUGCAGUUUGGAAGCUACUGUAGCAGGAAGAUUUGAUGUCACAUGAUGCGUUGUUGUAACACCUUUCCAGGGCAGUAAAUGACUUACCUAAUUGCUGCAGGCAGUAAUGGUAAACAUAAAAAAUUUAGGGUCAUGGUUUGGCGACUACGGGGGAUUUGUCAUUGUCUUGCUGUGUAAAGUGUUUUUUUUUUUUUUUCUUUCUUUUUUUGCUGUUGUGCGCCAAAUUUCUCAGAAAGGCGUAAUGACUUCAAUGAAUACGGCACAAAUUUUAUUUCACCUCUCAAAUGGCUGAAAGCUGCCAAAUUGAAUGUUUGCUUUGGUUUUCUAUGGGGGGGGGGGGAGAUUUAACAAAACCUGUCCAGUGUUAAAGUUUCUGAGUUGCCCAUAGCAACCAAUCAAAUCGCUUCUUUCAUUUCAGACAAGGCCUCUGAAAAAUAAGUGAUCUGGUUGCUAUGGGCAACUCGGCAGCAUUUCCUCUAGACAGGUUUAAAUAUUUUCCAAAUUUUAGUUCUUUGAUUUUGAUUACUCUUAGAACAGAUGACUCUUUACUAAACUGGUCCCCCAUGUUUGAAAGUAAUUUCACAGGGGUCUGACAUUUUCUUAAGAAAAGUUGGUCAUGGUUUUUUUACAUGGUUGAGCAUAAUCUU
This is a messenger RNA of Hyla sarda, 1700 nucleotides long. RefSeq names its product ubiquitin conjugating enzyme E2 T (gene UBE2T). The coding region runs from base 152 to 694 and encodes 180 amino acids. The transcript has a single exon. The record is from RefSeq and is a predicted model, not a curated record. NCBI's taxonomy places the organism in Eukaryota, Metazoa, Chordata, Amphibia, Anura, Hylidae.